GAGGAAUGCUUAAACCAGCUGAAAGUGGUGUUGUUAUUGGGUGCGUGUGUUGAAUACCAGUUAUUGGAGUAACAGGAGCAUUGACUCACAAACCUUUCUGAUGUGAGGUCGUCAGGUUGAGGAGGCUUCACAUCAUGCCUCUCGUGGAUUAUCCAACUUUGGCUUCUUUUUGUUUUUUUACCCGACAGCCAUCGAUCUUUCUCACAGUCAACUAUGUGCCUAGAGCACUUCUUUUGUAACUAGGCCACCAACUAUUUCAGAUACUGUCAGAGAAGUGUGAAGGUUGCGUUUUUAACCGGUGAAGAGGGAAAGUAUUUGAGGUCAUGAGGGACUCAGAAAAGGUCUGCUGGAGCAUAGUGGAGUGUGCCUGCAGGAUCCUUGGUGUUUCUACAGCAACAGUGUUGUGCGCUGUGGGAGUGGAGACCCUGAAACAGGGGGACUUCAGCAGCCUCGGCAUCUACCUCGUCGUGUCAUCGGUUGGCAUCAUGAUGUUUGAGCUGGCCUAUUUCCUGGACACACUUCUACUCAUGUGUCUGCCCUGUCCUCCAGACUGGCAGCUGUUUCUGUUGUGGGGGAAGAUGGCUCGCAUCGGAGGCUUCCAUAAAUUCCUCUACUACUCCAUAAUGUCCGUGGUCUGCUUCUUGCACCCUGUGUUGGUGUGGCAUGCAAUCAUCCCAGGGACAAUGCUACUGGUGACUGCCUUUUUUAACUUUAUACUAAGCAAGAAAACAAAGAUUGAAUCCCCCAAAAGACACCAAGGCCUGACCACUGUGUGCGUGGCAGAAGGCGCCGCCUCAAACGACGCAGUCUCGUUCCUCCACGCGGGGACGGGAAGGAGAGGGGCGGGACGGGCCCUCGCAGCCAGAGACCGCUGUCCCGGUCCGGGAGAGAGAGGAGAGAGCGUCCGAACCACGCUGGAGCUGGAGCAGACAACGGCACCCAAAGGCACAGACAGAGACGGGAGCAGAUGGAAAGAGAGGAGACCGUUCUGCCUGAGAGGAAGGGAGGAGCCUGUGGGGAGAGAGAUAGAAGACAUGGACAGUUACUGCGAGCCAGAGGCAGACACCACCUCAGACACUGCGCCUAUGAUUACUGACUGACUGACUGAGCUGAUAUCACACAAAGGAAAGCAGGUGUAAUGUGUUUAUACCGAGUGCAACUAGCCGGUGCUCCACUGUGGUGGAUGUUUGUCUGCAAAUAAUUUUAUCAAACGUCCAA
Molecule: messenger RNA, 1218 nt
Organism: Pungitius pungitius (ninespine stickleback)
Lineage: Eukaryota; Metazoa; Chordata; Actinopteri; Perciformes; Gasterosteidae
Gene: tmem72
Product: transmembrane protein 72
Exons: 5
Coding region: 324-1100 (258 amino acids)
Source: RefSeq, a predicted model, not a curated record